GUAAAUAAAAAAAAAUUAAAUUAGUCACCACCCUAAUGUAUAUACAACAUACAUAUUUAUGUAUUUACUUUAGUAAAAAGAAUAUAUUUUAAAACCAUUUGGAUUUACGUACAUGUGUAUAUAAAUUCUAACAUAAAAUACGGAAGAAGAGAAACAUCAAUGAAUAAUUGUAAAGUUUGCAAAAAUUUCUAUUAAAAUAAAAAACCACUAAAGUUACUAGUGAAAGUGGUGGUACAAAUUGAAGACAAAAUGCCAGAGUAUAUAAUUGCCGGUACAGUGAUAAAAUUCCCUUUCGAACCAUAUGAGGUACAGCGUAACUAUAUGGAAAAGGUGAUCUUGUGUUUGCGCGACAGUACCAAUGGCGUCUUAGAAUCACCAACUGGCACUGGCAAAACAUUAAGUCUUCUUUGCUCUUCAUUGGCAUGGCUUCUAUCAAAGAAAGAGGAACUUAAAGCAAAUGUGCAAAAUACCAUACCGGAACCAGAUGAUGACAACAGAAACGAAAUAAAGGAACAAAAAGGAGAAAAAGAAAUUGUGAAAGCACCAAAGAUCAUUUAUGCUUCAAGAACCCACUCACAACUGGCACAAGCUGUGCAGGAGCUAAAGAGGACCUCUUAUUCUUUUAUGAAUGCGGUAGUUUUAGGCUCUAGAGAUCAACUCUGUAUAAAUCCUAAUGUAAUGGCAGAACAGGAAAAUGCAAAUAAAAUUCAAAUGUGCAAAUAUCUUGUUCAGAAUCACAAAUGUUCGUUUCUACUACGCAACGAGUCGCGCAAAACUGUUGCCGAUUUUUGUGAUAGUUCUAUAAUGGAUAUUGAAGAUCUGGUAAAAGUAGGGCAACAACUUAAAAUGUGCCCUUAUUAUGCCGCCAAACAACUGGUUGAAGAAGCCGAUAUUGUUUUCAUGCCCUACAACUAUUUGUUCGAACAUUCUGCCCGCAAAGCAAAUAAAAUUGAAAUAUCGAAUUCCAUUUGCAUUUUGGAUGAAGCGCAUAAUAUUGAAAAGAUAUGUGAAGAAUCCGCUUCGGCUUAUAUUAAAUCAAGCGAUGUUGCUGUGGCCAUAGAAGACACACUCCAAGUUCGAGAAGCCGUGAAUUUGGGAAAAAUUGAUCUAAAAAAAAGUGAAUCGGAUUUAAAAGUAAGUGAUUUGGAUUUCCUUAAUGAAAUGCUUUUAAAACUUCAAGAGGCUAUAGAUAAUAUAAAGGUAAAUGAACGAGAAGGAGAUACAUUUCAGGCAGAGUACAUUUUCGAUUUACUGUCUCAGGCGAAUUUAAAUUUCGAAUCCUCAAAAGUUAUUAUAGAUCUUUUAGACAAAUUGGUACAACUCAUGGUGAUAGAAUCGCAAAAUAAUCAUUUGCUUCGAAAGGGUGAUAGUGUUUUAAAAGUAUCCAAAUUUUUGGAUACUGUUUUUAACUGCGACAAAGAGAGUAUGCACAAGGUUUAUCGUAGUUUUAAGGUACAUGUCCAGAUCGAGGAACCUAAACAACCAUACGGAGUAAAUGGCUGGGUAAGGCAAGGAUUUGGCAUGGAACAGUUACUGAAAAGAAAUCCAAGAAGUGUCAUCUUAACCAGUGGUACUUUAUCGCCCAUAAAACCUCUAAUAGCUGAGUUAUGCUUACCGGUAGGCCAGCGUCUGGAGAAUCCUCAUAUAGUGCCAUCCUCGCAGGUUUAUUGCAAAAUAUUAGGUUAUGGCCCAGAUAAUGAACGAUUGGAAUCCGACUAUAAAAAUCGUGGUAAUCCAAAAUAUAUACAUUCGUUGGGUUCUACUAUUUUAAAUGUAGCCCGUAUUGUACCCGAUGGUUUAUUGGUUUUCUUUCCCUCGUAUCCUUUACUUAAUCAGUGUGCAAACACUUGGCGGGCUUCUGGUUUAUGGGCCGAAAUAUCACGUCACAAACCAAUAUUUAUAGAGCCUAGAGGUAAAGAUGAAUUUAUUAAGAUCAUGGAGUCAUUUUAUGAUAGCAUAAACAAUUCAAAAGGAGCUUGUUUCCUGGCGGUUUGCCGUGGCAAAGUGUCUGAAGGUCUUGAUUUUGCAGACCGCAAUGGUCGAGCCGUUAUUAUAACUGGUUUACCACUUCCUCCAUUAAAAGAUCCCAAAGUUAUUUUAAAACGUAAAUAUUUGGAUGAAAAUCAUACAAGAGAAAAUGAAAAUCGUACAAGAGAAAAUGAGCUACUUACAGGUACAGCUUGGUAUUCAUUGGAGGCCACACGUGCAGUUAAUCAGGCCAUAGGUCGCGUUAUACGUCAUCAUAAUGAUUAUGGUGCAAUUUUGCUGUGUGACAUACGUUUCCAACGGCCAACCCAAGUAAAACAACUAUCCAAAUGGGUACGAGAUAUUUUAGGAACUAGCCCUAAUAGUUCAGCAUUUGGUCCUUUGGUAAAGGAAUUGACAGAUUUCUAUAAAUAUAUAGGGAUAAGUGCAGGUAAGUCACAGAAAUGCUGCAAUAAAUCACUGAUAUCUGAUCUUACUCAAAAGUCUGAUGAUGCAGAAGUUGUUCAGGGCAAAUAUCCUCCAGGUUCUAAAGAAAUAUUGAGUGAGGUUAUUUUAACGGAAGAAAAACAGCCAAUGUCGCCUAAAGACUAUAAUACUGAACCUUCGAUAAUUGAUACUGUUCAAGAUUCUAAAGAAAUAAUGCGAAACGAGAAUAGAUAUCAAAGUGUCCACAAUGAGAUCAUUGUGAUAGAAGAUGAUGAAUAUUCUGUACCAUCUGGGUCACCUAAAGACUAUGUAGAAACUUCGAUAAGCGAUAUUUUUAAAGACCAAAAUGAUGUAAUACAUGAUGAAGUUGAAACAUCAAUAAGUGAUAAUGUUCUGGACACACAAACUCUUUUUAGGAAAUAUUUUCCAGCAUCUGCUCAAAGUGAAGUAAACCAAACUAAAUUUCAAAAUGCCAACAAUGAUAUCAUUAAAAUAAAGAAAGAGAAUGCAAUAGAAUUAGAAACACCUUACGACGAUGCUGAGACUUCGAUUAGCAAUCAUUUCGAAGAAGUUGAUACAGAAGUACAUCAUAGUAAAUAUAUUCCAAAUACUAGUAAAACUACAGCAAAAGAAAAUAAUUUUCAAAAUGCUCCCAAUGAGAUCAUUAUAAUAGAAGACCAAGAAGAACAGUCAAUACCAUCAUCUAACGACUCUACAUCAACUACCGAACAAACAUGUGGCAGUAAACUAUCGAGUGCUAUUGAUAAUUCUACAAUUUUGCCUUCUUGUAGCAGUUGUCCAUCGCAAAAUUUUGUUAAAAUACACAAACGAGAUCACAGUCCAUUAAGUCAAACGAACUCCAUAUGCUCAAACAAAAGGGAAACAAUAAACCUAAAGAAAAUAAAAUUAGAACAAAGUUGGAGCUCAAAUACCACUGUGGACGCAACCGCAUCAUCACCAUUGUCAUCAUCAUCAUCAUCUCAGUUGUCAAAUAGUAGCAUCCAAACACAAAGUGUGAAUAAUCCGAAGGUACCUAAAAGCAGAGCUGGCUUCAUGGGAUAUAUUCGCCGUAUUUUACCUGUCACUGACUACAAUAAUUUCACAAAGGCUUUGGUGGACUACAAAGAUAAUAAUGAUACCAUUGACAAUCUGUUGGAUGUAUUAUUUGGAAUAUUUGGUAAACCAAACUUAUUAUACGUGCUGAAUGCUACGAUACGUUUUUUAAAACCUGAACAUCUCGUACAAUUUGAUGAACGUAUUGCAGAUUUAUGCUGCGUUUACAACGAAGAGGAAUUCCAGUCAAUACCAAUUUCUAAUCAAAAUACUUUUAAUUUGUAGUUAAUAUUUGCAUGUAGUGUGUAUGUAAUUUUUAACUAAUUUUAAACUAUGUACAUAUGUACAUAUAUAAAAUGUAGAAUAUUUUUGCACUUAAGUUAACUUAGUACUAUUAUCUUGUCUACCUUAUGAAUGUAAUGAGUGCAUCCUAGUAAUCAUAAUUAUAAAAUGACUAUUUGGUCAAUAAAAAUGUUGUAAUUCUUUUAAA
This is a messenger RNA of Lucilia sericata (common green bottle fly), 3955 nucleotides long. Its product is annotated as regulator of telomere elongation helicase 1 homolog. The record is from RefSeq and is a predicted model, not a curated record. Gene Ontology annotation, molecular function: DNA helicase activity; DNA binding; DNA polymerase binding. NCBI's taxonomy places the organism in Eukaryota, Metazoa, Arthropoda, Insecta, Diptera, Calliphoridae. Gene Ontology annotation, biological process: DNA recombination; DNA repair; DNA replication. The transcript has 2 exons. Bases 250 to 3750 code for a protein of 1166 amino acids. Gene Ontology annotation, cellular component: nucleus.